This is a messenger RNA of Dunckerocampus dactyliophorus (ringed pipefish), 912 nucleotides long. RefSeq names its product signal sequence receptor, beta (gene ssr2). NCBI's taxonomy places the organism in Eukaryota, Metazoa, Chordata, Actinopteri, Syngnathiformes, Syngnathidae. The record is from RefSeq and is a predicted model, not a curated record. Bases 74 to 631 code for a protein of 185 amino acids. Gene Ontology annotation, cellular component: membrane; endoplasmic reticulum. The transcript has 6 exons.
ACCUGAGAGUUUACUUCUGCGCCUGCGCGUCAUCCAGCCCUUCGCUGCUCAGGACUGGAAGAGUUUACAGACGAUGAUGAAGAUGCUGCACGUCGUUUUGGUUCUGGCCCUGCUCGCCUUGGGUUCUGGAGAGGAGGGAGCCCGUUUGCUGGCGUCCAAAUCCUUGCUCAACCGUUAUGCCGUGGAGGGUCGUGACCUGACCCUGCAGUAUAACAUCUACAACGUGGGUUCCAGUGCUGCUCUGGAGGUGGAACUGUCAGAUGAUUCCUUCCCUCCUGAGGACUUUGGAAUUGUUUCAGGAAUGCUGAAUGUGAAAUGGGACAGGAUUGCACCAGCCAGCAAUGUGUCUCACACUGUUGUGCUGCGACCCCUGAAGGCCGGCUACUUCAACUUCACCUCAGCUUCCGUCAGCUACCUGGCUCAGGAGGGCGGACAAGUUGUGGUUGGGUACACCAGCGCCCCCGGCCAAGGAGGCAUCCUGGCUCAAAGGGAGUUUGAUCGUCGCUUUUCCCCACAUUAUUUGGACUGGGCCGCCUUUGGUGUGAUGACACUGCCCUCCAUCGGCAUCCCGCUCCUCCUCUGGUACUCCAGCAAGAGGAAGUACGACUCUCCAAAGGCUAAGAAGAACUGAGAAGACCGGUGGGAUAGGGAGCGGCUCUAUGAAUUGAGGGUUAACUGGGCGCAGGAUCUCUGAGAAGCUUAAUAACCCAUAUUGGGGGUGAAAGGUGAACACAAAAGUACAGCGACUGUUUUGUGUAAUUUGAUCAGACGAACACGUUGGAUGACAGAUCAUGUCACAUUGAGUACAAUUACAGUGUCAGUUGUUAUUUUCUAACUGUAAUGUAUUGAACUCACUUUUGAAGUUGUCAGAAUUCAAUAUCAAUAAAAAAAAACCUUUUUUUUACAAAAACA